Drosophila busckii is the source of this 4115-nucleotide messenger RNA. It is a transcript of the gene wde, whose product is annotated as activating transcription factor 7-interacting protein 1. Gene Ontology annotation, biological process: regulation of DNA-templated transcription. Gene Ontology annotation, molecular function: protein binding; transcription coregulator activity. Lineage: Eukaryota; Metazoa; Arthropoda; Insecta; Diptera; Drosophilidae. The record is from RefSeq and is a predicted model, not a curated record. The transcript has 4 exons. Bases 46 to 3837 code for a protein of 1263 amino acids. Gene Ontology annotation, cellular component: nucleus; transcription regulator complex.
UUCGAUGUAUUCCAAGUAAAUAAACAAAAAAAAAAACCCGCAAAAAUGAUGGAAAUAUCGCAAAACGUGGAUAUGCAAGAGCUAGCAACGGAAACUGAUUUAAUGAGAAGCAUAGCUGAGGAGAUUGACCAUGAGGUUAAUAACCUAACACCUACAGAUAUUACAAAUGUUGGAAAGUCAACAGAUAAAAAGGAAAUACUUAAUUGCUUGGACGCAGAGGAUGCGGACUUGGAGAGCACAUCUAUUGAUGAUAGUAUAACAAAAGAACUUGCAGAAAAGUCGGAUACUCCCGUAGUUAGAGAACGUGAUGUAGGCUCAGAUCUAGAUGCUCUGCUAGACAAAAUUAAUAAUUGUGAGGAGCCUGCAGAGCGUGAGCCAAGUAUCGAUAGUAAGGAUGGCAACAAUACAGAACUCGAUAAUAAGGAAGAGGAAGCAUUGGAUACAGAAAAUAAGGAACGAACAAAUGUUGAAGCUACUGCUGAAGAUUCUGAAAAUACAGAUAAGGCAGACGAUGCAAUUGCUAUCGAUACACCCAAAGAUGAUAUGGAUGUGGCAGCUGACAAGGUGAUAGCUGAGGUUUCUGAAGAAAGCGAGGCUAAUGCCAAAGAAAGUGAGGCUAUUGCCGAAGAAAGUGAGGCUAAUGCUGAAUCAAGUGUCAAUGAAGAGGCAAUCAAGUUAAAUAUCUCGCAUGAUGAUGAAUUUUUAGAUGCAUUAGAAACUAUCUCGAGUACGGAUGAAUUUGACACUGAAAAGCCCGAGGAGAAAGAAAAUUUGAAAGAAAACGGGCUCGAAGAAAUUACCUCUGAUGAAAGCAGUGAUAUGUUUAAUGGCAAUAAAGCGAACAAGGAUAAAACCGAAUUGCCAUUUAUAAAUCUUGACUCAUCCGAUGAAUGUUUGCCAACAAAAGAUUCAACAGAAGAUGCCAAUAACGAUGCGGUGCAGGAGAAUACUAAAGAAAAGGAAGCCAAAAAUAUAUCGGAAAUUGAAGUCGAAGAUACGUCAAUAAAAAAGAAAUCGAUUGAAGCUGAACAAGAAAAAACAGAUAAAGAUAAAAUGGAUAAUUUGUUAAAGGACAUAGAGGCAAAUAUAAGUGAAUGCACCAACAAAGAUGAGAAGACAAUAAAAGACAAAGUUGUUGAGGAGGAGCUAACAAAGGUUAAAACAAAUGGCAACUUGGAUAAAGAAGUUGACGAAAGUUUAGACAAGUGUGAGAAUGCUAAGGAGCCAAGUAAAAUUGAUACAAAGUCUGCCGAUUCAGAUGAUGAUGAUGAAGUCAUAUUUUUUGAGCCCAUUGAAAAAACUACAGAACCAAAAGAAACUCAAGCUGUCGCUAAAAAGGAGGAAGAAGCUGUGGAGGAAACGAAAACGAGUGAGAAAAAAAUUGAUGAAGUAGUGCUGCUGUCCGAGGAUGAGGACGAGCUACCUGGGCCAAAAACAAGUGCGGAGAAGCCAAGUAAGAGCGCUGAAAAGCCAACAGAAUCAGCAACAAAGGAGGCAACGUUAAAUACGGACACAGAUUUUAUAACCAACAAUUCGGACAAUGCCUGUGAUCAGUUUGAAAAGGUAAAGUCACAGCCAAAGCGAAAAAACAGCAACAACGAGGACGCAGAUAGCAGUUCCAGCAACUUGUUGCAAGCCUCACAAAAAAGUCGAGAAGCAACUGCAGUUGAAGCUGUUGUUGCUGCAGCCGAUGUCGUCGCAACUAUUGAUGACGAAGUGCAGCUUGUGCCCGAUGAGGAUGAGCCGAGCUGCGACCUACAGGCAGCCAAACGCAUGCGUUUAAGCACCGAGGACAAAGCGGAAGCGAACAAUAGUUCCACCUGCGACACAGCUAACACUAAAGAUGAAGAGCCAGCGGCGCUGCCCAAGCGCAGUCACAGUGAGCUGACGACCCAAGAGGAGAUACCUAGCAAAAAGCUGAAGACAGUGGACAACGAUUCGAAUAGCUCCAAUGAUGGCGCACUGCAAAUAGAUCUCGAUGAACACGAUAAUACGCAGGAUAAAGUAAAAAGUGAAGAAGCUGAAAUGGAGCCUAAAUUGGAGCUGAAGCCAACGCCACCGCAACUGGAAAGUAAAUCGAAGCCGGUGGCGAUGCACUUUGUCAAAAACUUUCGCAAGAGCUUCAGUAAAAUGUCGCGUAUGGAUUUGGAGGAGCUGGUGCUGCAAAAGGUGGUCGAGGGUAUGUUAGUUCAGAGCGAGUUUGCUGAACUACGGCGCCAGUUGGAUAAGUAUGAGAUAACGUUAUCCAAUUAUCGACGCAAGAUUACUGAAGUUUCCAAGCAGUUUCUGGACUUGGAAACUGUGCACAUACGUGUGCUCAAAGAUUUGGCCACCAAGAAUGCGCACUUUACAGCGCCGGUGCGCAUAACACGCGCCGUUGGACUGCAGGUGGGCAUGGCGCAAAUGAAGCGGCCCAGCGAUGAGGCGCGUGCUCAAGCUGCUGGCCAAAUGCAGGCGCCAGCGACUAACACAGUACCAGCAGCAACAACAACAGCCGCAUCGUCGUCAACGUCAUCACCAUCAUCAUCAUCGACGACGUCGUCGUCACCGCAACGUGCGGGCAGCUCCCCUAUGAUGCGUACACCAACAGUGCGCGGCUGGCCCAACCGCCCACAGCCGCUGCCAACGCAUGUACAACAACAACAACAGCAACAGUUGCAGGCGCGCAAUGCGCAGAGCAACAACACGCCGCCUGUGCGUCGUGGCUGCAUGCAAAAGAUCACGCCGCAGCGUCCGGUGAACAACAACAACAGUCUGAACACGCAGAGUUCGCAAAUGCAACGGGCUCAAGUCUCGCCAAAUGCGGGAGCGCAACGUCCGGUCUAUGCUAGCAAACACACGGGCAACUUCUUGCCCGCCACUGCAGCAGCAACUGCUGCAGCAGCGGCGGCAGCAGCAGCCGCUGCAGCACGCGCACGUGGCAAGGCCUUACCCAAAGACUACAAACACGCCCAAGGCACCUACAUAAACAUGAAGAACCAACAGCAACAUCAGCAAUCGCCCUUGCAGCGUACUGGUCGCAGUCCUGCCAAGCAGAGCCUUCCUUUAAAUGCCAAGGAGCGUGCCAUUGGCGGCGCCACCGUUCAAAUGCCUAUGAACAGAGCUACAGCCUCGGAAAGCAGCGCCUAUGUAUCGCCUAGCUUAGCGCCCGCGCGUCCAAAGGAGAAAGCCGUCAUAGAUCUAACCGACGAGGAUGAUGCAGCGGCGGCGGCGGCUGCUGCUGCAACAGCUGCGGCCACAGCGGAAGCGGCUGCACGUCUGCGUCAAAAUUCCAACGUCACAAUCAAGCGCAGCGGACAGCAAACGUCCACGCCACAAGCUGCAGUGCGUCCCGUUGCGGGCAGCGUUGUGCGUGUCUCGCCCAUGAAUAUAUCGCGCAACAAUGCAGUAUCCAGGCAAAUAGUAGACAGCAAUGGCACAGCACAACGCUCCACGCCCUCGGCAGAGAAUACGCCGCCCUCGCGUCUACGCUACUCGCAUCCCGCACCUUUGCCGCUGGCGCCACAGCAGCGUUUCCAUCCGGACUGGAAGCUGCCGCCAUCGCGACCCGUCAUACGCAUCAGUCUGCAUGAUUCCGGCAUUGUCAUCUCAUGGACACUGGAGGAUACGGGCAAGCGCUUUGCCGAGUGUGUAACCUAUCAAAUCUAUGCGUAUCAGGAGACGCAAAGUGAGCCCAGCACCGACUCGUGGCGUCAUGUGGGCGAUGUCAGAGCCAUGCUGCUGCCCAUGGCAGUUACGCUAAAUCAGUUCCAGGAGAAUCAACGCUAUUUCUUUGCUGUGCGUGGCGUGGACGCGCAUAAUCGUUACGGCGUGUUUAGUUUGCCCAGAACGUGGUAAAUGUUAACAUUUGUCUAUUUAGUUGUUAGUUCUUGUUUGAGUUCUGUUUUGUUUUUAAGCAUAAAGUUAAAGCAUCACAGACGUUUAUACAUUUUUAUGCGUUCCUUAAGUUAGUUAGUUUGCGUUUAAGUUAGUCUUAAGUCUAAACAGUGACGAGUCGUUUAAAUUACUCAAGGCAGCGUGUGCAAGAAGCGCCAAUACAAAUUUUUAAUUUAUAAUUUAAUAUGCAUAGCCUAGCUUAUAAUUAUAACAGUAUGAAUAUGAGUACAGCUUAAUGG